This is a messenger RNA of Meriones unguiculatus (Mongolian gerbil), 165 nucleotides long. RefSeq names its product keratin-associated protein 20-2-like. The coding region runs from base 1 to 165 and encodes 54 amino acids. The transcript has a single exon. The record is from RefSeq and is a predicted model, not a curated record. NCBI's taxonomy places the organism in Eukaryota, Metazoa, Chordata, Mammalia, Rodentia, Muridae.
AUGUGUUACUAUGGAGGAUACUAUGGAGGCCUGGGCUAUGGCUAUGGUGGCCUAGGCUAUGGCUAUGGCUGUGGCUGUGGUUGCGGCUAUGGCUAUGGUGGCUAUGGCUAUGGCUGUUGCCGCCCACUGUGCUGCAGGAGGUACUGGUCCUGUGGCUUCUACUGA